AUGUGGGCAUGUUUCUUCCUCAUGGGUAUCGUGAUUCUCUCAUCAGUGCAAUCACUGUCUACUGACAUUAAAAGUAACUGCUCAAUGAGAUAUGUUCAGAUGAGAAUCAAGUUCCAAAACUGUCUUCCCGUGCGAGUUCUUGCACAAGCUUGUCACGGUUCAUGUGUGUCAUACACGGCCACGUCGUCAAUAGAUCCGAAGAAACUUGAAACAAAAUGUGAAUGUUGUCAGUAUGUUGGAAGGAAGCGGAAGCGGUUUGGGAUCAAAUGUCCACACAAACAGUAUAAAAAUGUCUACAAGAUAAGAGUGGCAUCAAUAGCAGUCCCAAAGAGGUGUAUGUGUAGGCCAUGUUCUGCAGCUCCAAAUCGGCUUCUCUCUGCUGAAAGGGCAAUAUUUAUGCAAAACCCUAUGCUUGAUCUCCUGAGGAUACGUACAUUGUUUCAUUAG
Mercenaria mercenaria is the source of this 447-nucleotide messenger RNA. RefSeq names its product bursicon-like. The record is from RefSeq and is a predicted model, not a curated record. The coding region runs from base 1 to 447 and encodes 148 amino acids. NCBI's taxonomy places the organism in Eukaryota, Metazoa, Mollusca, Bivalvia, Venerida, Veneridae. The transcript has a single exon.